CGCAACCUCUCCUAUGCUGCCAUUUUUGUGCUACUGGCUAACUUGCUAAGCAAGGGGUCUCCAUCAGAAGGAGGCGGAGAAGACUGCAGGCAGCAGAGAGAGGCAGUCAAAUCAAGAGACUGAACCUUCCCUGGAAAAUCGGGGAGCUCUUCCACACAGGAAACCGUUAUUAGAAAGGCUGUACAAUGUCUGACUUUGACAGCAACCCGUUUGCAGACCCGGACUUCAGCAAUCCCUUUCAGGAUCCUUCGGUGACGCAGGUGACCCAGUCUGCCCCUCCUGGUGGUCUGGAGGAGUAUAACCCCUUCACAGACGCCAGAACGGCGGCUCCUGGAAAUGCCCCAAAAUCUACUCCUGCCCCUUCCCAGAACACACAACCUGCCAUCAUGAAGCCCACAGAAGAGCCGCCGGCGUACUCACAGCAACAGACUCAGCGGCGUAAUGAGGACCAAGCGCGUGCUCAGGCUGAGUUGUUGAGAAGGCAGGAGGAGUUGGAGAAGAAAGCAGCAGAGCUUGAUCGUCGGGAGAGAGAGUUACAGUCCCACGGAGCCGUGGGAGGGCGUAAGAACAACUGGCCUCCACUGCCAGAGAAGUUCCCUGUUGGCCCAUGUUUCUACCAUGAUAUUGCAGUGGAUAUUCCUGUAGAGUUCCAAAAGACCGUCAAGAUCAUGUACAACCUUUGGAUGUUUCAUGCAGGCACGCUCUUUGUGAACAUGUUUGGCUGCUUGGCCUGGUUCUGUGUGGAUGCAUCUCGUGGUGUAGAUUUUGGUCUGGCCAUGCUAUGGUUUCUGCUGUUUACCCCCUGUUCUUUCGUCUGCUGGUACAGACCGCUUUACGGGGCUUUCAGGAGUGACAGUUCAUUCCGCUUCUUUGUCUUCUUCUUCAUCUAUAUCUGUCAGUUUGGAGUUCAUGUCCUACAAACGAUUGGCAUCACCGGCUGGGGAACAUGCGGUUGGAUCGCAGCUUUAACUGGUCUGAACACCAGUAUCCCAGUGGGCAUCAUCAUGUUACUGAUUGCAGCUCUGUUCACUGCACUGUCUGUGGGCUCGCUGAUUAUGUUUAAAAAGGUGCACGCUCUGUAUCGUACCACUGGUGCUAGUUUUGAGAAGGCUCAGCAGGAGUUUGCAACUGGGGUCAUGUCUAACAAGACCGUUCAGACUGCAGCUGCCAACGCUGCAGCUAAUGCUGCAACCAGUGCCGCUCGUGGGGCCUUCAAACCUCAGCCAUAAACUGACACACAUAUGCACAUGCACACACAUGCUCACACACACACACAAACACACACACACUCAAAAGUUGGAGGUGCACAACUCUGGCCCUGCAGGCUCUCAGAUCAAAUUGAUUCUAUUUAUGAAUGUUGUUAUACAAAGAUUGCUCGGUACACUUUGCUUAAAAAGUGCAAAGAGUCAGAGACCAGAAAUAACUGGAUAACAGAAAUUAGUCAGAUAAAGUGACUAGAGUUGUCCACCUUCACUUAAAAUCAAGUUUCAGUAAAAACUCUCCUACAUCCUUCCUGUCUGCUUUUCAGUCAGAUAACGGCCUGCUCACAUCCCUUGAAACAUCCACUAAGUGACUCAAGGUGUGCUCUCUGAGUAUGUGGGAUUUCAUCUCACUCCUUCGCUUUCCCAGUUCUUCUGUCCCCUUGAGGUGAUCCUAGGUCAGGCAGUUCCAGCAUACCUUAUUUUUGUCAUGGUGUUGACCUCCAAACUGCUUCCUGCCUGGUUAAUACAGUACAGAGUCAUGAAAAGUGAUAAUCUGAUCAUGGUGUUUCUUGGUCACAUACCUAAAGUACAGUGUAUGUUUGAAUAGCUGGGCCUGCGUGUGAAUGUGUACUUCACUCUAAGAAAAUUGUGGGUCUGACUUAGGUUUUUUAUAAUCCAGUGCUUGGUCAUUGAGAUCUGAAAGGUAAAUUGUACCUUGUCCCAUAUCUGUGCUUCUAUUCCAAGACUCUUGACAAAUACCAUCCUGGUAAUCCUUAUAAAUAGAAAUAUGCCCCCAGCAGUGCUCCAGUGACACCUGUCAGUUGAACAAUUAUUCCCACUUUGUGUGCUACUUUGAUUGCCAACGUGGGCUGCGUCAGCAUCUCUCUGGCUUACCAGGAUUUGACAGCAUGAUAACGACAUGCAUGUUUAGCACACUCAAGGUAGCUGCUUCUUUGGCAAAGUCAUUCUGUCUACAGGUGGUAGCUGGGUUUGGGGGAAUGUCUGCCUACUUAAUUUCCCUUGGUUUCUGUGAGAAGUGAGCUGUAAAGGUAUUGCAUGUCCCAGUGGCUAUUGGACUGAUUGAUGAUGUUUGGAUCUAUUUGUGAAGACACAUUGAACACCCAGGUCAGUAGUUCUAGCCACAAACCUAAAAGAGGUUCAGUCAGAUGCUUUCAUGACCUGGUGCACUAAAAGGGGAAAAAACUUGAGAAAUAUUCACAUUUUUUAAUGUAUGUAUGGCAUUAACAGACUACUAUGUGGCUGUCCCUCAAUUGUUUUUGUAGCCCUUCACACUUCGUUAAAACCUAACGCUGCUAUGAAUCUGAGGCCUCCUGCUCCUCAUGUCUCCUGUUGAAAAAGACACACACCAUGCAUAGGGGGAACUGAGAGAAGUGACCUGCCUUUUCUCACAGAAGAUGACCUGGACCGUGAUAAAGCUAUGGUUCUUCUUAAGAUUAUCUUGCAUACAUAAAAUAGUAAAAACAUUAAUACUGUGUAUAUGUACACUUCAUAGACUAACAGUCCGUUUGCAUUUUUACAGACAAAAAACUCAGUCCAGUGAUUUUCCUCUAUCAGUAUUGGAUUACUGGCAUCAGAUUUUUCAUAGCCAAAAUGAACAUUAAGAUAACAGAGGAUUGGACUUGAUUUCACAUUCAGUGAUAUCGCUACAUUAAUUUAUAUACAAUAACUGUGUUAUUCAGUACUAAGUUGUACAGACUACUGUCACUGAAGUGAGAUAUGGACGUGGGUUACAUUUGUGUCAUGCUUUAGCACCUCUUGUAGUGGUGGUGAGUGGUGGGAGAUGUGCAUGAUAGAUGACUGGUGACUGGCAGUGCUGUUACAAAUGAAUGGACUGAACAUUAUAGUGGACAAAAUACUCCUGUGAGUGUUACCAAGUUGAAGCUCAAUAAUUUGUCAUGACAUAAUAAGCCUACAUCGUGGCAAUAUUUUUUUUUGUUUGGAAAUAUUUUGUUUUAAAUUCAUUGCACAUUUCUUGUUUUACGUUGAAAUUAGUGCAAAAUACAAAUGUGUUUAUUUAUGGUGUAAUUUAAGUUGUUUGCAUUUCAAUUUUGUUUGGUUUGAUAUGAUCUUCUGUAUUAUGUUUGUGACAUGAUCAUAGCAUCAGCUAGAUUUAAAAGUGUUUAACAACUUUGUAACUUGACCCUGCAAGAGGUGUGCUUGUGUGGAUGAGGAUGUGUGUAUGAUUGGUAUGAAAAGAAAAAAAAAAAUCUCCCUCAAGUGUUAUUCUGUGUCCUGAAAAGCUGUGAGAAAUCUACCAAAUGUCCAUAUAGAUUUGUUUUUAAAUCUUUGUGAUGUGUUCCCUUGCCAUGUUUUAUUUUAAGAUAUUACACAACUUUUCUUUGCUACAAACACCCAUGUGACUCCCAUGUAACUAUAGUUUUAAACAGUUGUUAUAUGAAGCCAUGCCACAGUGGGUCAUUUCUUGAUGUAUUUGGCGAGCUGCAGUACAGAAUGACGUGUUGCUGACACAAAGAUGUGUUUUUGACCUGUGACGAUGUUAUUUCACUGAAUCAGAGAAGAAACUCAUUCAAAAGGGACACUUGUAUAUUUUGUAAAGUUGAAAAUUUGAUCCCCAUUAUCAAUCACAUGUAAAAAGAAAACGUAAUGCACUCUUGUCUGGCCUUUGUUGCAUGUGAAAUAGUUUGAGUUUUGUAUAUUUAUGGUAUUAACAUGAAAUAAAAUUUGAAAGAAA
This is a messenger RNA of Siniperca chuatsi (mandarin fish), 3915 nucleotides long. Its product is annotated as secretory carrier-associated membrane protein 1-like. NCBI's taxonomy places the organism in Eukaryota, Metazoa, Chordata, Actinopteri, Centrarchiformes, Sinipercidae. The record is from RefSeq and is a predicted model, not a curated record. Gene Ontology annotation, cellular component: trans-Golgi network membrane; recycling endosome membrane. The transcript has 10 exons. Bases 186 to 1229 code for a protein of 347 amino acids. Gene Ontology annotation, biological process: protein transport.